AAAUCGCAGCGUACUAAAAAAGCGAGCCAAAACUCACACAUUCACACAGUCACUCGCACAAUACCCUGAUCCGAUUGUUGUCAUUAAUUCCCCCCUUUCGUACAACUCAAGCUUUCUUCUUCUUCUCCUCCGACGACUCGGUAUCCCCUACUCAGUUUCCGGCCUUUCUAGUUUUGUCUUAAGCUGGGUCGCUUUCCUGGUCACACGGACUGAGUCCACUCUGCAACACGCACCAGUCCUAUGUUUUUGUAUUUGAGUUGCAUGUGCUGGAUUUUCCAUGGAAACAGUGGUUGUAGUUGAGGGGAAUGAUGAAGAGAAGUAUGAGGACAGUGGGGUUGAGAAAGGUAGCACUUCUUUGUCUUCACUGAAGGAGGUUGCUGACCCGGUUGUAUACAAGCUUGUCCGGGUUGAAGGUGAUGGGAGAUUAGUGCCUGCAACUGAUGAUGAAGUGAUGGAGGUUGAAGAUUUUCUUAUAGAUGACAAGACUGAAGUAAAUGUCACUACAGACACUGGAAAGACUGAAGAGUGCAUAUCAAGUGGAGGGCCUUCCUGUCUGAAGCUUCAGUUAGAAAGUUCAGAAGGUUUGCCAGAUUCUGAGAAUAAAAAAGUUGAUGCUGAACAAUUAACUUCACGACUAGAGUACAUCGAGGAGAUGUUGCAAAAGGUCAAACAGGAAGAGAGGCUCCGCUUAGCAUGUGGAUCUCCUGAUGAUUCUUCUGCUUUUAUGAAUGUAGACAGGCAGUGUUCUGAUCCACAUGAUAAAUUGCUCUUUAUUGAUGUGAAGCUCCAAUCUGAAAUUCCCUUGCAGGAAAUUGUUCCUUCUUCAGCAUUGAUUUUAAAUGGAAACCAUAAUAAUGAACCUAGAAGCAUUGGGGAGUGCUCAAAACCUGCAGAUGAACCAGGGGAAAGUAGAUCACCAGCUUCUGGUGCGUGUGCUAGUUCAAAGCCCGAUUUUUCAAAGUUAAAGGGAGAAAUUUGCUUGGACAACUUAUCAAUUCGAGAACUUCAUGAAUUAUUUAAAGCAACUUUUGGGCGAGAAACUACUGUCAAAGACAAAUUAUGGCUUAAGAGAAGGAUUGCAAUGGGAUUGACUAAUUCCUGUGAUGUUGCGACCACAACAUUUACAAUUAAAGAAAAUAAAUUGGUUAAGGGAAUGGAAGAAAGCUGUAAGAAUGCUGAUGGUACAUUGACUGGGCCAUCAAUGGUUGAAGCAAUGGAUAUCAGCUGUAAGAAUUCACCAACUAGCCACUGUAGUCAGAUAGAAGAUCAUCAAAUUGUUUCUGGCAAGAGUGUCAGAAAUAAUAGAGUGGAAUUUGAUGGUGGUAGUGACGAUCUUCAAACUGAACAAAGAGCUGCCAAAAGAGUCAGGAAGCCCACUAGGAGAUAUAUUGAGGAGCUUUCUGAAGUUGAAUCUAGAGAUUGUAGUCCAAAAGUGUCUAGUUCGGCUAAGAAUAUUGGAUCUGAACAAACAUCUCCAAAAUCUUGGGUCAAGCCUAUUAGAAAGGUGUCUUCAAAUGAGAGACCUGUGGUAACCAGGUUAGACUCUCUUGGUGGGUCUGGAGUUCAGGUUCCAUAUGUUUCUCGGGUGCGAAGAAGCCGUCCUAGGAAAAAUAUCAUGGCUCUUAUGUUCCAUCCGAGUGGUAUGGGAAUGGGCAUGGCAGCUAAAGUGGUGAAAAAGACCCUUAUGGUGCAUGGUUCUCAGCCAGAUAGUGAAUGUUUGGAUCAAGUCUUGAAACCCAGAUCUGCAUCUGAACAGUUUCAGCCACUAUUAACUCCCGAAGAUGAGAAAGAUCACCAGUGUUCAGUAAUUGACACGAUUCAUCUGGGGAAGAAUCUGGGUUUGAAACAGUCAGAUUCAUCUGAAGAGGCUUCAGAUGAUAACUUGGCGACUGUUCCCACAGCAAAAGGUGGUAUGAGAAGGAAACAUCAUAGAGCAUGGACUCUCGUUGAAGUUAUGAAACUAGUUGAGGGUGUAUCUAAGUGUGGUGCUGGGAGGUGGUCCGAAAUCAAAAGGCUUGCAUUCGCAUCCUAUUCCUACCGCACUUCUGUUGAUCUCAAGGACAAGUGGAGGAACCUUCUAAAAGCUAGCUUGGCACAGACCCCUCCUGAUGAUGGAAUAAAUUCUCGGAAACAUGCUUCGGUUCCCAUUCCGGCCCCAAUUUUGUUAAGAGUGAGGGAACUUGCAGAAAUGCAUGCCCAGGCUCCUCCAAAGCUUGGCUCAAGCAGACUGGCGGGAGUUGGUGGAAGAAGUGUACAAGAAACAAGAUCGGGCUACUUGUAACAUUGUAAAUAGUAACAUUAGCUGUCCAAAUUGACAAUAAGGAUAUCAAACUGUAACCCUGAUUACCCUAUGUUCCUUUGAUGAUUAGUAUGGAUUGCAGGUUGUAGGCAAUCAAAGUUAAUAUUACGUUGCCAUCAAAAUGUUUUUUUUUUUUUUUUUUUUUGGGUGCCGUAGCCAGUACUCAUUCUGCUAGCCUGAAAAAAUUAGCACGUUUUUUCCUGCUGGAUCCUUUGUAUAUAUGCAAACCACAUGAUCAAAUUAGAGCAUUUGUACCGUACCGGAAAGUAAUUAUCCUGUUAUUUAAGUUGUAAAUAUUUCCUUAAAGGUUCCUAUUGUUCAGUAUUUGGAGCUAUA
Molecule: messenger RNA, 2635 nt
Organism: Ziziphus jujuba (common jujube)
Lineage: Eukaryota; Viridiplantae; Streptophyta; Magnoliopsida; Rosales; Rhamnaceae
Exons: 9
Coding region: 278-2281 (667 amino acids)
Source: RefSeq, a predicted model, not a curated record